AUGCGUUCUCUCUCUUCUCAUUGCUCAACCUUCGCCCGCUCCUCCAACCAGCGCUGCUACGUCGUCUUUCCAUUCUCGGCGCCUCAUUCCAUCCCGCCUCUUCUUGCCGAUAAUUCAUUUGCCUGCUUAUUCAUUUCUACUCGUUCGCCCAUUCGUUCGCCUAUUCGUUCGUUUCUUCGUUCACUCCUCCGAACGCGUUUCAUAUCUUUCUUUUCUUCUCUCUUUCCUCCUGUCUUAUUACAUUAUCUCUUUCCUUCCCUUACCUCAUUAUCCAUUACUUCUUUCUUUCUUUCUUUCUUUCUUUCUUUCUUUCUUUCUUUCUUUCUUUCUCGUCUUGUUGCAUUAUCUCUUUCCGUUCCUUACUUCAUUAUCCAAUCUUUUUUCUGUAUUUUUCUUUUUCUUUCUUUCUUUUUCUUUCUUUCUUUCUUUCUUUCUUUCUUUCUUUCUUGUUACAUUAUUUUUUCUUUCCUUAACUCAUUAUCCUUUCUUUCUUUCUUUUUUCGUUCACUCUUUCUUUCUUUCUUUCUUUCUUUCUUUCUUUCUUUCUUUCUUUCUUUCUUUCUUUCAAAUUAUUACUUCAAAUUCCAUAUCUUUUUCGCGUCCUUCUAUUUUUCAUCUCUUUUAAUUUGUUCCUUCCUUAUUUUCUUUCUUUCUUUCUUUCUUUCUUUCUUUCUUUCUUUCUUUCUGCAAAAGAAAAUACUUCUCUUCUCCACGUCAUUGCGUCUUUCUCUUUUUAAAUCAUUCUUUAAGUUUUCUUUGUUUUUUAAACUCAUUUUUUCACAUUUCCAUGUCUUUCUUUCUUUCUUUCUUUCUUUCUUUCUUUCUUUCUUUCUUUUCUUCUUCUUUCUUUCUUUCUUUCUUUCUUUCUUUCUUUCUUUCGACUCCUUCCUUCAUUUCCUUUCUAAAUACUAUCUAUCUAUCUAUCUAUCUAUCUAUCUAUCUAUCUAG
Molecule: messenger RNA, 948 nt
Organism: Acanthosepion pharaonis
Lineage: Eukaryota; Metazoa; Mollusca; Cephalopoda; Sepiida; Sepiidae
Source: the annotation of a GenBank genome assembly